Molecule: messenger RNA, 2598 nt
Organism: Penicillium odoratum
Lineage: Eukaryota; Fungi; Ascomycota; Eurotiomycetes; Eurotiales; Aspergillaceae
Gene: schA
Product: serine/threonine protein kinase SCH9
Exons: 3
Coding region: 1-2598 (865 amino acids)
Biological process (GO): protein phosphorylation
Molecular function (GO): protein serine/threonine kinase activity; ATP binding
Source: RefSeq, a predicted model, not a curated record
AUGGCUGCUGCGCAGAACGGUACCGUGUUGCACGGAGAUGCAAACAUGAAGCCCAAUAGCUCUGUGUCCGAAGACGAAACCCCCGACCAGAUCGGCUCAAACGGGUCCACUCCCACUGGAAUCGCUACCCCUCAGCCCGAUCCUGCAGACAAGCGUCUGCCCUCCAUCAUGCACAACUAUUUCCAGGUUGGUUCCUUCUCCGGUGACCGAUUGAGUCUACCGCGCCUAUGGCCUUGUUUGGCAAAACCCUCUGUGCACCCUGGCGCUUCUUCCGAGUCCUUUGUCGUGUUGGAUCGAGAGGAGGGGUCUGAUAAGAUCGAGGCAUCUCCGCCUACACCCCCUCACUCUCUAUUGCAGUCAGAUGAGAUGGAUCUCAGUUCGAGUCCAGACAUGACUGCGGGGUCGAUUUUUAAUACCCUCAAGAAAUAUCUCAUUCCACAUGAACAUGAAUCUCCUUCCCGCCGUCAAACUUCCCUGCCAGUUUCUAGCGUCUCUGAUGACCCCGUUCUUGCCACACACUUCUCCAACCCAUCCCUCCCUGCACAAGAGGCGUUUCCCCACACCGAAGCACCGUUACUCGACCACGAGAAACAGCAUGUCUCAGUAUCUUCCGAGAACCUUAGCAAGCUGACUGGAUCCGCACCCGAUGCGGUGCGUCUAAAGAAUACCCCACCGCUCACCCCCCGUACCAUGUCCAACGAGGACAAAAAGACCCCUACGACCUCGGCGCCUAGCAAACCGGACGAGACCGAGGAAACCAAGCGUGCCGCCCGAGAUACCUCGACCGAUGAAAUCACCAUGAAACUUGAUCAAGCUUUCCCCCGCCAACCAUCACCUCAGAAUGGUCCACCCGUCGGCCCGCUGAAGGGCAAACUGACCGUCAAAAUUUCCGAAGGCCGCGGUCUGCGCCCCAGUGUCGAUCCGUAUGUGGUGUGUGUGUUCGAAUGGAACGAGUACAUUUCCAAGGGUACCAAGGAUGGUGAGGAGGAAGAGGAGGAGAAGCGGCGUCAGAUCGAGUCCGAUACCGAGGCUGGCCGACCCAUGGCCAUUCCGAUGCGGAGCCGUCAAAGCAGUCACAACAGUUCGUUGGAAGGUGCUGAGAAGGGCAAGUCCCCUGUCACAGACCCCCACUGGGACCACGCAGCUGUCUUUGACGUUCUGGGUGAUCAAUCCGAAGUCGAUGUUACCGUGUACGAUCGCCACAACCAAGAAGCUUUCCUCGGCCAUGUGCGAAUUGGUAUCAACCUGAAGGAGGAUCAUAGUCGACUGGAGGGCUGGUUCCCCUUGAUGGCUCGUGGCGCCGGAGACAGCCUGGUGUCGGGUGAAAUCUAUCUUACCAUGACCUAUGAAAUGACCGAGCGGAAACAGGUCGGCCCGAGUGAUUUCGAGAUCUUGAAACUUAUCGGCAAGGGAACGUUUGGGCAGGUGUACCAAGCCAAGAAGAAGGAUACCGAGCGUGUUUACGCGAUGAAGGUUCUGUCAAAGAAGGUGAUCAUCCAGAAGAAAGAGGUGGUUCACACUCUAGGAGAGCGAAACAUCUUGGUGCGCACCGCGAUGGCAGCGUCCCCGUUUAUCGUGGGCCUCAAGUUUUCUUUCCAGACACCGUCCGACCUCUACUUGGUGACGGACUAUAUGUCCGGUGGUGAAUUGUUCUGGCAUCUCCAGCGCGAGGGCCGGUUCCAGGAGGCUCGGGCCAAGUUCUACAUUGCCGAACUAAUUCUGGCCCUGCAGCACCUUCACGAUUAUGAUAUUGUGUACCGCGACCUCAAGCCCGAGAACAUCCUAUUGGACGCCAAUGGACAUAUCGCCCUGUGUGACUUCGGUCUGUCUAAGGCUAACCUUACUCAAAAUGAUACCACUAAUACCUUCUGCGGCACCACUGAGUAUCUUGCUCCGGAGGUUUUGUUGGAUGAACAAGGAUACACAAAGAUGGUUGACUUCUGGUCGUUGGGUGUUUUGGUAUUUGAGAUGUGCUGUGGCUGGAGUCCGUUCUACGCCGAGGAUACCCAGCAGAUGUACAAGAACAUUGCUUUCGGCAAAGUGCGGUUCCCCAGAGACGCACUCAGCACCGAGGGUAGAAACUUUGUCAAGGGUCUGCUUAACCGGAAUCCCAAGCACCGUCUUGGAGCCAAUGGUGAUGCAGCGGAGCUCAAGGCGCACCCAUUUUUCCACGACGUUGACUGGGAAGCGCUUGGCAAGAAGCAGGUGAUCCCUCCUUUCAAGCCCAAGCUCAAGUCCGAUCUCGACACCUCCAACUUCGACCCAGAGUUCACAACUGCUUUGGAGAAUAAUAACUCAUUGAACGACCGCGCUGCAGCCCUAGCCAACGGGCUGAUGCCCGCUGGCACACCGCUUUCCCCCGGCAUGCAGGCCAACUUCAAGGGCUUUACAUUUGUGAACGAAAGCUCAAUCGAUCACCACGUGAAGGAUGUCCCAGAAGAUGACGACGAGGAGUAUAUGGUGGAUGAAGACAAACUCCUCGCCGAGUCAUGGCAGCGAUCCCACCGGCCGACCAACUCGUCGGAUCUACGGAUGAGUGGUGUCAAGACAUCUGAUGGCGCCGAUCCCGGGAUCUUUAACGUUGAUGAGAACUUUUGA